AUGGAGCGAUAUGACCGUGCCAUUACAAUCUUCUCGCCGGACGGUCAUCUAUUUCAAGUAGAGUACGCACAGGAAGCAGUCAAGAAAGGAUCAACUGCGGUUGGUGUGCGAGGUAAAAACUGUGUUGUGAUCGGUGUCGAGAAAAAAUCAAUACCAACAUUGCAGGAUGAUCGCACCAUACGUAAAAUUCAUAGCAUCGAUGAGCAUGUUAUGCUGGCAUUCGCAGGUCUUAGUGCGGAUGCACGCGUUUUGGUGGAUAGAGCACGAAUUGAAUGUCAGUCAUAUAAGCUGACUCUUGAAGAUCCCGUUACAGUGGGCUACAUUGCACGAUUUAUAGCGAAUACUAAACAAAGAUUUACACAAAGCCCAGGAAGAAGACCAUUCGGUAUAUCGAUGCUUAUUGGUGGCUUUGAUUUUGACGGGACUCCACGAUUAUUCAAAACUGAACCUUCAGGAGCCUAUUACGAAUAUUCUGCAAAUUCAACAGGUCGUGGUGAGAAGCCAGUGCGAGAAUAUCUGGAAGAGCAUUACAAUGACGAGACAACAGCGGAUGAAGCAAGCGUUUUAAAACUAGUAGUGAAAGCUUUAUCACAAGUGGUUCAAAGUGGUGCUCAAAAUAUCGAAAUUGCUGUCAUGAAGCUAUCUACUGAACCGGGACGCACGGUGAACUAUCGGAUUCUUCCAACUGAAGAAGUGGAAGAGCUGAUUAAAGUUGUUGAUGAUGAAAGGAUGGAAGCCGAAGCAGAAGAAGCAGCGAAAAAAACCGGACUGAAGUGA
Molecule: messenger RNA, 777 nt
Organism: Brugia malayi
Lineage: Eukaryota; Metazoa; Nematoda; Chromadorea; Rhabditida; Onchocercidae
Gene: Bma-pas-4
Exons: 6
Coding region: 1-777 (258 amino acids)
Biological process (GO): ubiquitin-dependent protein catabolic process
Cellular component (GO): nucleus; proteasome core complex; proteasome core complex, alpha-subunit complex
Source: RefSeq, a predicted model, not a curated record